Drosophila erecta is the source of this 1222-nucleotide messenger RNA. RefSeq names its product venom allergen 5. The transcript is spliced from 2 exons. NCBI's taxonomy places the organism in Eukaryota, Metazoa, Arthropoda, Insecta, Diptera, Drosophilidae. The coding region runs from base 297 to 1067 and encodes 256 amino acids. The record is from RefSeq and is a predicted model, not a curated record.
CAUGGAGAGGAACAUUCAGGUGAUUCCCGCAACAUGUUUUCAUCACACCGAUCGCAUGACGUCUUUUGCGGGUGCAAUGAGUGGGUGGUAUCAUUACACAUCGGAGCAACUUUAUCUUACAAAAAGAAAAACAAGCAACGAGGGGCGGCAGACUCGGCUGGCACAAAUGAGACACUCUGGCGGUAAAUAUUUAAUCAAAUGGUGAUAAAAAAGAGAAGCAAAAACUGCUCUACACCGAUUACCAUAAAAGCCCGUUGCGCUGUGGGAAUCGCUAGCAAUCAGGCCGGGAAAUAGAAAUGCGCCACUUCGCGAUCAUAUUUAGCCUAUCUCUGGCACUCGGCAUCGCCUCCGCCACCGACUACUGCAAAAAGAGCUGCGGCAACACCAAGAAUCUGGGAUGCGGCAAUAAUGGGGCCUGGUCCUCUAGCUGUCCCAGUGACGCCACCCUGUUGACCCUGACCAGCGCUGAGAAGAAUGCACUGGUGGCCAGGACGAACGAGUAUCGCAACCACAUCGCCGGAGGACUGAAUGCCAAUCUGAGUGCCGCCUGCCGGAUGGCCACGAUCAAGUGGAACGAUGAACUGGCCUACUUGGCCAGUUUGAACGUGAAGAGUUGCCAGAUGAAACACGACGGAUGCCACAACACGGAUGCCUUCGACUGGUCUGGCCAGAAUCUGGCCUGGAUGGGCUACUACAAUCCGCUGAAUGUGACCCACUAUCUGGAGUGGGGCGUCGACAUGUGGUAUGAUGAGGCGGUGUACACCAAACAGGCCUACAUCGACGCCUAUCCGUCCAACUACAAUGGCCCGGCCAUUGGUCACUUCACGGUGCUCGUGGCCGAUCGGAAUACGGAAGUGGGUUGUGCCGCGGCCACCUACUCGGUGCCCGGACAAUCCUACAAGGCCUUCCUGCUGGCCUGCAACUAUGCGGCCACCAAUGUCCUGGGCAUCAAGAUGUACAGCUCGUGCCCGAAGGCGGCCAGCAAAUGUACCACCGGUACCAAUCCCAGGUACAAGUACCUGUGCAGCGCCAACGAGAAGUACAACGUAAACAAUCUGUCCUACUGAUCCAAUAAAUAGAAGCUAAACAAAAGUAUACUCUAAUCAAAGACAUCAUUAUCACAGUCCUUAUAACUCCAAGUUAAUGGCAUGAUAUAAUUUAAUCCGAAUCAGUUAUAGAUUAAUUGUACACUUUUUGAGUUACCAAUACAAAUGCAAAUGAA